AUUAUGGUGCCUGCGCUCCUUAUUCUUCUGAAGGCUACGACAUUACAAGCAGACUUACUUCCUGACAAAAAGUUUUUGCUUUUGCCACCUGUCAAUUUCACCAUUAAAGUUAUUGGAUUAGCUCAAGUUCUUUUAUGCUGGGACCCAAAUCCUGACCAAGAGCAAGGGAAUGCUAACCUGCAAUAUCACGUGAAAAUAAAUGCCCCCGAAGAAGACGAUUAUGAAACCAGGAAGACAAAAAGCAAGUGUGUGGCCCCACUUCAUCAAGGCUUUGCUGCCAGUGUGCAGACCAUCCUGUGGAACAACGGCUUCCUCAGAGCUAGCAGUUGGGUUUCUGCUGAACUUAAAACCCCACCAGGAUCUCCUGGAACCUCAGUUGUGAAUUUAACUUGCAUCACGAACACUGUUGCAUCUAAUCCUACACACUUAAGGCCAUACAAGGUUUCUCUUCGAUGCACCUGGCUUGCUGGCAAGGACGCCCCCGAGGACACGCACUACUUCCUUUACUAUAGGUAUGGCUCUUGGACUGAGGAAUGCCAAGAUUACAGUAAAGACACACUCAACAGGAAUACUGCAUGCUGGUUUCCCACGACGUUUAUCAAUGGCAAAGGGCUUGAGUGGCUUGCAGUGCAUGUUAAUGGUUCAAGCAGGCUUACUGCAAUCAAGCCCUUUGAUCAGCUGUUUGCUCUGCAUGCCAUUGAUCAAGUGAAUCCUCCAAUGAAUGUCACAGCUGAGACGGAAGGAACUCAUCUCUCUAUCCAGUGGGAAAAACCAGUGUCUGCCUUUCCAACCCAGUGCUUUGACUAUGAAGUGAGGAUUUAUAACACGAAGAAUGGUUAUGUUCAGGUGGAAAAAGUGACAACCAAUAAAUUUAUCUCAAACAUUGAUGGUAUUUCUAAGUACUCCAUUCAAGUGAGAGCAGCAGUGAGUUCUGCAUGCAGAGCAGCUGGGCGCUGGAGUGAGUGGAGCCAACUUAUUUAUGUGGGACAAGAGGAGCAGAGGCCCUUGGCAGAAUGGUUUCUCAUUGUACUCACAGCAACCAGUUGCUUCAUCUUGAUAACUUUCUCACUCAUCUGCAGGAUAUGUCACUUAUGGACCAAGCUGUUCCCACCUAUUCCAGCACCAAAAAGUAGCAUCAAGGAUCUCUUUGUGAUGACUGACUCUGGGAAAGCUGGCUCCACUGAAACAGAAGUUGAAGUUGUAAGUUAUGUGGAUGAGCCUGGAUUUGAGGUCUUGGAAAGUUCCACAUUCUGA
Messenger RNA from Jaculus jaculus (lesser Egyptian jerboa), 1254 nucleotides. It is a transcript of the gene Il5ra, whose product is annotated as interleukin 5 receptor subunit alpha. Gene Ontology annotation, biological process: immunoglobulin mediated immune response; cytokine-mediated signaling pathway. NCBI's taxonomy places the organism in Eukaryota, Metazoa, Chordata, Mammalia, Rodentia, Dipodidae. The record is from RefSeq and is a predicted model, not a curated record. Gene Ontology annotation, molecular function: protein binding; cytokine receptor activity. Gene Ontology annotation, cellular component: membrane; external side of plasma membrane. The coding region runs from base 4 to 1254 and encodes 416 amino acids. The transcript is spliced from 10 exons.